Epinephelus fuscoguttatus (brown-marbled grouper) is the source of this 1170-nucleotide messenger RNA. RefSeq names its product adhesion G-protein coupled receptor G4-like. Lineage: Eukaryota; Metazoa; Chordata; Actinopteri; Perciformes; Serranidae. The record is from RefSeq and is a predicted model, not a curated record. Bases 565 to 1170 code for a protein of 201 amino acids. The transcript is spliced from 4 exons.
AGAAUUUUCUGACGUCAUGGACGAAGCUAGCUUAUGUGAAUUGAGAACCACUUGGAGAUGAGAAAAAGGAGGACGUCAGCUGAGAAGGCGGUCCUUCAGUGUAGCCCAGGACACAACAGCAUAAACACUGCUGAAUGAAUGUAGUCUUUGUGAUCAGAUCUCAAGAUGCAUUGAGGAGGCACUGGGUGCAUUCACACCUGUACUCUGAGCUGUCCACAUGUGAUCCGAUCACCCCAGACACAUGCUAACACCAGGUGUGAACAGGGCUUCUGUGUCUGUUUCAGUCCCUCUGCUCAGUCUGUGGGGAGAGGUGGCGGACUUCACCUUCGCCUGCAACCACUGGAGACUAAAGCCUCAGGUCUCCAUCCCCGCCCUGCAGGAGGUUACGGUCUGCUUCAACCUCAAGCUCAAGGUACUGACGACAAACUGCACAACUAAUUCACAAGUCUAAAUAGCACUGCUAUUACUUUUAAGGGCACAUUUAAGGGGACUUCAUAAAUCAUGCAUAUUAUACAUUUCAUCAACCAUAUCUAGUUGCGGCCCUCCUCACUAUGGACUGCCUUCAUGUACCGCCAUCCUGAGGCCCAGUAUACUGAGCUGGGCCUGGGGGGAAAGUGGGGUUGUUUAGUGGUCUGGCUGUUUGGAACGGAGUGGACUACGUCUAAGAUCAACCUUCGUCCAUCACAGUGGCACUCACUGUGCCUGACCUGGACACAUACUAAAGACAGACCGGCCCUAUACCUCAAUGGCAACCUGGUGGACAUCACAGCAGAAACAACUCCCUCCAUUUCCCCUCUGUACGGCAAACUGGCCCCCAAUGGAACGCUUACUUUGGGUGCAACGCACUGCCUGGUCAAUGGGAGUAUCCAGGUUAUUCCGUUUACCUCUCUGAUGGGCAAACUAUCUCUGUUUCGGCUAUGGGGGCGAGAACGCGACCAAAAGGAAGUAGCUUCACUGUACUGUACAGAGGGGGACCUGGUGAAGUGGGAGAGAGACAACUGGGACACUCAGAUCUGUGCGCCGUUCCAUGAUCCCAGCCUCAAGUGUGUAUGGCCAUUGUACGAAGUGAGACUGACGUUUGAAAUCAGACGCUCCAAUGGCAACAAAACCGAACUCUACACGGCCAGAGACAUCGCACAUAAAUGGCUGUUUCCUGUUACUUCUGUGUGA